Messenger RNA from Beta vulgaris subsp. vulgaris (sugar beet), 1053 nucleotides. RefSeq lists its product as uncharacterized. Lineage: Eukaryota; Viridiplantae; Streptophyta; Magnoliopsida; Caryophyllales; Amaranthaceae. Bases 1 to 1053 code for a protein of 350 amino acids. The transcript has a single exon. The record is from RefSeq and is a predicted model, not a curated record.
AUGGCAAGAGGGCGAGCUAGGAAGAGUGCCCAAAAUGGAAAAGGGAAGAAUAAGGGGUCCGGUCUGUCAUCAUCGCCGGUUAGAAAAACGAAGAGUGUUGAUGAAAUCACUGGUGUUUCGGUGCUAAAUGUGCCUAGCCCGAUAUCGAAAAAGUCGAAUGGUGCUGAAAAUGAAGUGCUAGAGGAAGGGGCGAAUAUUCCGGUAACAACGGUGAUGGAAUCUAGUCAGAAGCUAGGAGAACAAUCGGUAUUAUCGGAAUGGCUUCAUAUUAUUCAGAGUAGUGAAAAAGAGUUGGGUGCUGCAAGAAGGCUUUCAUGGGCAGAGGAUGUAGAGCGACAGGAACACCAAGUGAGUAAUUCUUUCAAUCUUGUGAAAAUUGAUUCUGAUGACAUACAGGAGGAAGUAGAGUUUUGGUCAUCUGCUGUUGUGUGUUUUGUACUGGGGGCAAAUCCACCAUUGUUAGUGAUGGAUGGGUACUUUAGAAGAGUAUGGGGGAAACUUGGAAUUAACAAAAUAGCUAUGGUGGGCAAAGGCUUAUUCAUUGUGAGAUUUGAUUCACUGGAAUCAUGUCUUAAGGUGACGACGAGUGGAUUCAUGUUUUUUGAUCAAAAACCUUUGAUCACUAAGCUUUGGGACCCAGAUAUGUCUAUGGAUAAGGAUAAUGUGUCGACUGUGCCUAUUUGGAUCAAGCUCCCUCAGCUUCCUUUCAAAUACUGGGGGGAGAGAAGUUUGUUUAAAAUAGCUGAUAUGGUGGGGACUGUUGUUAAAAUGGAUCAAGCAACAAAAGAGAAGGAGAAACUGAGUUUUGUUAGAGUUAUGGUGGAAGUAGGGAUAAAUGAUGCUCUGCCGGAUAGUAUUGCAUUCUGUAAUGAACAUGGGAAUAGGAUGGAACAAAAAGUUGAAUAUGAAUGGAGACCCAUUCAAUGUACCCAGUGCAAGGGCUUUGGGCAUGAACUAGAGGCUUGCAGGAAUAAAGGAGGAAAGAAAAUAUGGGUUAAGAAAGGUGAAGUAGUGAAGGAUAAAGAUGGAUUCCAGCAGAUAGGGGUGAGGUAA